This is a messenger RNA of Manihot esculenta (cassava), 1503 nucleotides long. Its product is annotated as calcium-binding protein 39. The record is from RefSeq and is a predicted model, not a curated record. Bases 184 to 1221 code for a protein of 345 amino acids. Gene Ontology annotation, molecular function: protein serine/threonine kinase activator activity. NCBI's taxonomy places the organism in Eukaryota, Viridiplantae, Streptophyta, Magnoliopsida, Malpighiales, Euphorbiaceae. Gene Ontology annotation, biological process: intracellular signal transduction. The transcript has 11 exons.
AAAACCCAAAAAGAAGAGGAGAGCAUCGACGCCAAAAACCACUUGCACUUUUGCAGAAUCUCUCAGCACCUGACACGAACUUUAACAUCAAAAUCCGUAAAAAAAAAAAAAGAAGGAAAUUAACACAAAGAGGAGGGAAACACCUGCACAAAUUAAAAUUUGAUCGUCGACGAUCAUCACAUAAUGUCGUUUUCCUUCUUCAAGCCGUCUCGGCCAAAAACGCCGCAAGAGGUGGUAAAAGCAGUGAAAGACAGCCUCCUGGCUCUCGAUACCCAAACUGUUGUUGAAGUUAAAGCUCUUGAGAAGGCAAUGGAAGAAGUUGAGAAAAAUCUUGCGGCAAUGAGAUGUAUGCUCUGUGGAGAUGGCGAGGUGGAACCAAAUCUGGAUCAAGUUUCACAGCUUGUGCUUGAAGUUUGUAAAGAGGAUGUUCUUGCUCUCGUGAUUCACAAACUCCCUAAUUUGGGUUGGGAAGCAAGAAAGGAUUUAGUCCAUUGUUGGUCCAUGUUCUUGAAGCAAAAGGUUGAUUCCAAAUAUUGCUCUGUAGAAUACAUAGAGAAUCAUUUUGAAUUACUAGACUUUCUUGUUGUGUGCUAUGAUAACAAGGAAAUUGCCUUGAACUGUGGACUUAUGUUAAGGGAGUGUAUCAAAUUUCCAACACUUGCAAAGUACAUAUUAGAGUCUGCAAGCUUUGUAUUGUUCUUCAAAUUUGUGGAGUUGCCAAACUUUGAUGUUGCUUCGGAUGCUUUCUCUACUUUCAAGGAUUUGCUUACUAAACAUAGUACUCUGGUUGCUGAAUUUCUCACUGCGCACUAUGAUGAGUUCUUUGAUCUGUAUGAAAAACUGUUGAUGUCUCCUAAUUAUGUGACGAGAAGGCAAUCACUGAAGCUUCUCUCGGAAUUCCUUUUGGAGGCUCAUAAUUCCCAUAUAAUGAAGCGCUAUGUUUUAGAAGUCCGCUACUUAAAAGUCAUGAUGACACUGCUGAAGGACUCAAGCAAAAACAUUCAGAUCUCAGCUUUCCACAUUUUCAAGGUUUUUGUAGCUAAUCCUAACAAGCCACGAGAAGUAAAAGUAAUUUUGGCAAAAAACAAUGAACGAUUGGUGGAACUACUUAAUAAUCUCUCUGUUGGAAAAGGUGAUGAGGAUGAGCAAUUUGAAGAGGAAAAGGAACUGAUAAUCAUGGAAAUUAAGAAAGUGUCACAGCAGCCAAUUUUGGAUAGCUAGGUCCUUCUUCAGUAGCUGCUUUUUCUUUUCUGUGAGAUCAUCUUGCAGUUCAUGCUAAUUCUAUGUGAUUACCUGCAAUCACGGUUUGCCAAUAAGUGGUUUUGGAGGAGUUUCAAGCACUAGUGGGAGAGAGAUGUAAUUUUAAUUUUUUGCACCGAAGUCAUACUUAGUAAAUGUUAAUCUUCAGUUUAAUGAGUCUUUUUUUAUUAUUAUUAUUAUUUUGAGUGGUCAAAGGCAUUGUAUUAUAUGGAGUUUGUUAUUCUUGCUUUUGAUCUUGUUUGU